UCCUUCCUUCCAGCCCAUACUCUAAAGCUUAGGAAGGGAACGCAUUGCUCUCUGGAGUACAAUCCACUAUGAGGAGGAAUGCGGCUUUUCUCUUUUAAAGCUCUGCUGUUUUUUUUUAACGUAAACCCCUGAACGUAAUUAUUAUCCGUGGGUGAUUUUUAAAUACCAAAUUAACUCUCGUAACUUCUUGUGUUUUGACUCUCUCUCUCACACACACACACACACACGCGCGCGCACACACGCUCUCUCACGCGCAGAGUGGGAAGUUCCUCGCAGCAGCCUGACUCGAGAAGAAUGAGGAAACACCAGCAAACAUCAAACUCCUUUAUAGCUAGCAGGUAACCUCCCGUCUUUAACAUCUCUCCGAGUUGUCCGGACCCUGAACACGCCGGUUUGGCUCCUCUGAAACUCAGGACUCUUCUCCCAGACCCAUGGCGGUUUCUGCAGCGAGCGACAGUGGCACACAUAACAAAACGGAUAGUAAUAAUGGAGCGACGGGAUCAGACAGCUCAACUCACCCUGAGUACAUAGCCUUCGGCCUGGUGCCCGUCUUCUUCCUCCUAGGUUUGCUGGGCAUGCUAAUCUGCCACAUACUGAAGAAGAAGGGCUAUCGCUGCACCACAGAUGCUGAGGAACCCGAUGAGCCUGAGGGAGAGGAGGAGAAACAUCUGGAAGACGGAGAUAUGAAUGACACCUACAGCGAAGGCAACACGGACACUGUGGGUCAGAUCGUUCACUACAUCAUGUCAAACGAAGCCAACACAGAUGCCCUGAAGGCCAUGGUUAGUGCAAACAGCAUAGAUUCUGAUGGCGCUCCUGUAACACCAACCACGCCAGCUCCUCCGACCCCAGUGAGCCCUGUCUCACCUGGAGCUCCUGCCGCAGCAGCCAAACACACCUGUAACCACCUUCACACCAUCGGAGGAGUGGUGGGGCACAACAACAUGUGUAACCGCUGCAAUCAGAAGAAGUGGCCCCUCAUGCGGCGUGGCUCGAAUAGGAAAGUGGAGCGGCGCGCACAUGCUGGAGAGGUCACCGUGCUGGCAGUUGGCAGGUUCCGCGUGACCAAAACUGACCCACGGCCGGCCCGUGAAAGACGCAGCCUGCUGAUCACUGAGCCUAACGGCAGUGUCCCUACCACUCCGAUAAAGACCGAGGCAGCUUCACUGAACAGCAUCACAGAUACACAGCCUAAGGCCGAGGACGACCAUAAAAAGUGAACGUGUGGAAGCCAUAUCAGUUCAAGUGUAGUCAAAAGCAAAUUUUAAAACAUGUUUUAAACCCAACCAUGGCAUUGACAUAGCAGAGAGGGAGAGAAAGUAACUCCAAGGCUCCGAAGACGAGACGGAGGUGAAAGAUGGUCCGACGCAAAUCAGCAAAACCGAACAGGCCUUUUAAUUUGAAGUGCAGUAUUAGACUCCGACCUCUGGCCGCUGCGGGUUUGUUUGUGUAUCGGGGAAGGGAGGAGGAAGGCACUUAUUCCAUCACCAUGUCAAUCCUCCCUUUAUAAACACACUGCAUCAUUAACCCCGCACAGAGUCGUUUUGUACAUUUUAAUGUCUGCGAGCGUAUCAAUGGUUAAUCCCCAGUCAAACAUGCGCUCACAUUUCACAGUAGACUCCAGAAUAAGUACCUGACCUAAGGUCAUGUGACUCAGUUUACUAUUUCCAAGAAGCAGGGAUUGUUUGUUUGUUUGUUUUUUUUUUAAAGUGCACUCUUUUCAGUUCGAUCACUAAACAGCACCACACACCAAAAAAGAAAAACAAAAAACCCCAACCUUGGGUUUAAAUUUAAUGCAGCACAUGUCUAAACGCACCUGUACGACCGUUUCACCUGACCACCACAUGACUUACUGUUUGCCUUUUGCUUUGCCAAACCCUUUGUGCCUUUUAAUUAGAUCGGUUUGAUGUUUAACGUAAUUUCUGCAAACGUCCGCUCACUUGUCUAUUUAUUACUCCUAGUGUCGCUAAAAUGCUUUCUGUUUUCGGAAAUAUAUACACAUACGCAGUUUUUAUGACGUAGUCUCACACCAUGGUUUAGUAGUCUGUACUUUUCCCAAGUAUCUUCUUGAAGCCAUAUGCAAGAGUAUAUCAUGAUGCAAAUAAACAAAUCCUGCUCAAAUAAAAACUAGCAAGGAAAAAAAAAAGGGACAAAAAGUUUAGGUGACAUGGGGAGCUUCUGUGUAAAAUAUAAUCACAGUUCACUAGUCAUAAAAUAGCUUCCUUCAGUAGUGCUUUAGGAAAAACGUUGCACCAGAUCACCCAAAACUGCAUGGUUUAUUCACGUUUUUAUCUACCUGUCUGGUUACCUCAGAAUAAAAAAAGAACUGUGUGUCAUAAACUAAUACAAAUACACAAUGAAUACAGUAAUAAUGUUAUACUAGUUGUCUACUCUCACGCUGAUUCCUGUUGCUUAUUUAACCAGUAGUUAAUGUUUAUAAAAAAAUUAAUCACGUCGGAAUAUAAAUGGCCUUGCAUUAGCUACUGUAUUGAAGAAAGGCCCUGUGAGAUCCUGGGAAUCUCAGUUCACUACAGUUUAGCCGAUACACAUUUGCCAAUACCUUUAUUAUGUGGAUUAUAUGAGGAAACUGGGGAGGUGUGUUGGGGGAAUAAAAGAAGUGGUGAAGUGCACUUUUGUUCAUAUGUUACCCAGAAUAAUGAACGUUUUGGAGCUUUGUAUAUCUACAGCAAACAAUGCAAUAUUUUUCUGACAAAUGAUCGGAAUCACAGUUUUAUUCGAAGCUUUAUUCAGCUUUGGGGGAAAAAAUGAUUGCUAUCAAAUUGCAUAUUAAUACUAAAGUGUAUUUAUGUAAGAUCUGGAGAAUAUUUCAGAAUCUAGUUAAUCCAAACCUUCUAUGCCAAACUUGGCGGAUCUGUCUCCGCUCACUUAAUGCUUCUUCCAAAAGCCCAAAACGUUCCUGUUAAAGAGUGACGGACUAUUUAAGCACUGUCACACAUUCAGCUAGUCCCUGCUACCUCUCGUUCUUUUAGGAUUUUUAGGUGACGUCCUUCGUGGAGAAAUUUGACGACCAAAAUAAUCUGACGAUUUGUGUAUUUAAGAAUAUUUUAAACAUGUAAGGGAAUAUCGAAAGUCAAAUAAAUGUUUUGCAUUGAAUUAAAAAAAAAA
This is a messenger RNA of Hemibagrus wyckioides, 3126 nucleotides long. RefSeq names its product RELT like 1 (gene rell1). Lineage: Eukaryota; Metazoa; Chordata; Actinopteri; Siluriformes; Bagridae. The record is from RefSeq and is a predicted model, not a curated record. Gene Ontology annotation, biological process: positive regulation of p38MAPK cascade. The coding region runs from base 432 to 1220 and encodes 262 amino acids. The transcript has 7 exons. Gene Ontology annotation, cellular component: plasma membrane.